CUUGGAAGCGGGAGAUGCUCACCAAAACGCGCAGUCCCGCUCGCUCAGAAGCCAGUGCUGCUCUGCUCCCGCAGAGAUAGAGACAAAGAAAGAAGACAGAGAGAGAGAGUCAAAGAAAGAAGACAGAGAGAACUGGCUUGUUGCAGAGAUCCUAUACGCUUGAGGCUACCAUCCUUCCAUUCUUUUAUAUCUCAAUGCAGAUGCCAAUCCACCAACUCCUACUAUCAUGGGGAGACCAGUGCCAGGCAACCACCUUUUCAACCCAUGGAAGGUUUCGACAUGGCCUCGUUCCUCCAUCAAGGGUUCACCGGGAUAACAUCAAUAGUUGUUGGGAAAACCAUUCAUGCUCUGGCUAUCAGACGUUUCUUCAAUUUACCUAUGUUCCAAUCCAAUACAUUGAUAGAUUUAUAUUGCAAGUGUGGGAAUUUGAGUUAUGCACAGAAAGUGUUCAACUUGAUGCCUCAACGAAAUGAGGCUACUUGGAACACUCUAAUCUCGGGAUAUGUGAGAUGUGACCGUGUUUGGGAAGCCAUAGAAAUUUUCUGCUUGAUGCAAGCAAAUGGGUUGAGAAUGAAUGGGUUUGUUCUGGCAAGCAUACUCACAGCUUGCUCUAAGCUGUCGCUUGGUGAUCAUGGUUUGCAGUUACAUUCUCUCGUGGUCAAAAGCGGGUUACUAGACGAUGUUUUUGUUUCAACUGCACUUUUGUAUCUCUAUGCCACUUGCUGCACUUCAGUUUUGGUUGCAAGGCAGGUUUUUGAUGAGAUGUGUCAUCGGAAUGUAGUAUCAUGGACUGCGAUGAUGGUGGCGUGUGCAAGGCACAAUGUGCCUGAUCAAGAGAUUGAGCUUUAUCAAAAGAUGAGAUUGCAAGGCGUUGGUGCCAACCAGGGUGCUUUUGCAACAGUGAUCAGUUCUUGUGGAACACUUGGGAACAUGUUUUUAGGCGAACAAGUUAUCGGUCAUGCUCUAACUGCAGGAUUUGGAUCUGAUGUUUCUGUUUGCAAUGCCAUGAUUGCAAUGUAUGGAAACCUUGGUAGCAUAGAGGAUGCACGCUUGGUUUUUGAUCAUAUGCCAGAGCGUGAUGUUAUCACAUGGAAUUCUUUGUUAUCUGCCUAUGCACAAAGUGGUAUGUGCAAUGAAUGUUUUUUGUCUUUUACUGAGAUGCGGCUGACCAAUGCAAUACCCAAUUCAACUACGAUAUCUAGUGUCUUAACAGCAUGCUCUACCGGCUUGGCCAACUUGAAAUGGGGAAUGGGAACUCAUGGGCAUGCUAUCAAGGUGGGACUUGAUUUCAGAGUUUCAGUUGGCAAUGCUCUUCUUACUAUGUAUUCUGGUUCAGGUAGUCCUUCAGAGUCUAAGUUGAUUUUUGUGUUAAUGCUAGAAAGAGAUUUAAUUUCAUGGAACUGCAUGAUUACAUGCUAUGUUCAGAACCAUCAAUUUGAUGAUGCAUUAGCAUUCUUCUCAGAGAUGCUGAGUGCUCAGAGAAGAAUGAACUAUGUUACUUUCAUGAAUGUGUUGUCAGCAUGUUCGAAUCCUGACUAUCUGGCUGGGGGGAAAAUUAUCCACUCUCUUCUGAUAUGUGCUGGUCUUCAGGAUAACAUCGUUUUGGGCAAUGCAUUAGUCACUAUGUAUGGAAAGUGUGGUGCGACCAAAGAAGCAAGUAAUGUGUUACUGGCAAUGGAGGAACCUAACACUAUUUCGUGGAAUGCCAUGAUUGGUGGGCAUGCAGAGAAUGAAGAAACAGAGGAAGCUAUCAAAAUCUUCAAUAUCAUGAGGAAGAAUGGUGGUCAAAGUAACUACAUCACCUUAGUGAAUGUGCUUUCUGCUUGCCUUCGAAAAGAACAUUUACUUAUGUGGGGGUUGGCAAUCCAUGCCCUUGUGCUAUUCUCUGGAUUUGAGAUAGAUGAGUUUGUGAAAAAUGCACUGAUUACUAUGUAUGCAAGGUGCGGUGGGCUUGAAGUAAGUAACAUUCUUUUCAAUGAAUCAGCUACUAAUGACAUUGUCUCAUGGAAUGCAGUUAUUGCUGCAAAUGCUCGCCAUGGACAUGGUGAGGAUGCUUUAACAUUGUUCAUGCAGAUGCAUCAUGCUGGUCUCAAGUUGGAUCGUUUUAGUUUUUCAGGUGGACUAGCAGGCAGUGCCAGCCUUGCCCUCAUGGAGGUAGGCCAACAAAUUCAUGGCAUUAUCAUAAAGCUUGGAUUUGAAUCAGACCAGCAUGUUGUUGCGGCAGUUGUUGACAUGUAUGGUAAAUGUGGUGAAAUUGAUGAUGCAGUUAAAGCUUUUGACAAAACAAAUAAUCGAUGCCCUUUGAUAUGGAAUACAUUGAUAUCAAGCUAUGCGAGGCAUGGAUAUGCUGGGAAAGCUAGGAAAGCCUUCCAUGAAAUGCUGCAAAUAGGUGUUAAACCAGAUUACGUCACUUUUGUUUCCCUUCUUUCUGCCUGCAACCAUGUUGGACUGGUUGAUGAGGGGCUCCAGUACUUCUCCUUAAUGACAGAAGAGAUGGGGAUUGCACCAGUAAUGGAGCAUUAUGUCUGCAUGGUUGAUCUGCUUGGACGUGCAGGAAGGCUAUAUGAUGCAGAGCGGUUUAUUAGUGAAAUGCUUGUCCCCCCUGACAUCCAAAUCUGGCGAAGCCUGCUUGCGUCAUGCCGAAUUCAUGGGAAUUUGGAGAUUGGAACACGUGCAGCAAAGCGGCUUCUGGAAUUAGAUCCUCUGGAUGACUCUGCACACGUUCUUCUCUCUAAUAUGUAUGCGGCAAAGGGUAGGUGGCAGCAUGUUGAGAAUGUGAGGAACCAUAUGAAAUUCAAUAAUAUAAAGAAGACACCCAGUUGCAGUUGGAUCAAGGUGAAGAACAAAGUGAGUUCCUUUGGCACCGGGGAUUGGACACAUCCUCAGGCCGAGCAGAUCUAUGCAAAGCUUGGAACACUUUUGGAUUUGGUUAAGGGAGUUGGUUACAUUGCCAACACAAGCUUUGUGUUGCAUGACAUGGACGAAGAACAGAAGGAACAAAAUCUUUGGCAUCAUAGUGAGAAGUUAGCGCUUGCUUUCGGGUUAUUGAACUCACCUGCAGGAUCUACUCUGAGAAUUUUCAAGAACCUUCGCGUCUGUGGUGACUGUCAUACUGUCUUCAAGUUGGUCAGUCAAGUCACUGGCUCCAGAAUUGUGUUGAGGGAUAUGUAUCGUUUCCAUCAUUUCAAAGAUGGGGAAUGUUCAUGUUCAGAUUAUUGGUGACAUGCUCCGUCUAUAGAUUUUUAUCUGCAUAUAUUAACUUUCCUUCCAGCACGUACAUGUUCAUCUGAAAGUAUAAAAGAGUAUACCCUGGAAGAUGUUGUGUCAUUAAAAAGAUGGCUCAAUUUUUUAGGUCAUAGGGCAUGUAUGUGCCAUGCUCAUCUAUAUUACAUUAUGCAAAUGAACUUUGGAUUCUGAUUUGCUAUCUGACACAAGAUCAGUCAGAUGCAGUUGCUGCUUCAUUUCUUGGAAUCAACAUCUAGAGAUUCCGGACUAAGCAUUAUCAACGAGAGCAAACGCCCACUGGUUCUAAUUAAUGCUGCCUCGUACUAGCCCUAUGCAAACAAUUUCUGGACACAAUUUGCAAGCACUUCCAUUGGUUUCAGUUGUCUCUCUGAAAACCAAUACAAUCCACUAGGAUGGAAUUUGCUAAAAGAUAUAAUGUGGGCCUGAUCAAGACGCUGCCUCUCAGCUGCAGGGCGUGCUACCCUAAUCAAGCAUGUGCGCGUGACUAUGUGAUUCAAUCGCGUGUGGUUUCCAUUAUAUCCUCCAGGUUACAAUUUACGAAGGCAUUUCAACGCCUCACACCUCCUUGGGCUUUGCUCACGACAUUGGUCAAAGCUUUGUGAGUGCCUUGAUUGUGGAACUCCCUCCAAAUGCCAGCCAUUCAAGCAGUAGGAGGAGGUGGCAGUGACGGGGCCUCAUCCUUGAGAGAAAUUAUACUUUGUGAAGCAAGCUUUUGCAGUCAGACUCCAUGCUUCAGGAAAUAUAAACUCUGAAAAUUUUCAAGCUUCGGGAUAUAUGAACUCUGAAAUUAAGCUAAGUACUUUUCUUUCUUCCUGAUUUGCUUACAUUGUUUAAAUAUUCCCCAUGUCCUAUAUCUGCAAGUUGUUCAUUCGUACGCGUACCAUGCUAUUUUGUUUGAUUUCCUUAUCUUAUGGUCACUGUAAUUGCAAGGAAUUGAAUGAACUUCAUGGAUGUCAUUUGGUUUCCAACAUCACACCUUUAUGUUGGUACCUUAUAAGAGUCUAAUCAUAUUGUUUUCAUAAAUGAGGAAUCUGAGAAACCUGACAUGAAAAUGGUUGAAUCUUGUUCAUGGAAUCGUUUGAAAAAAUUCCUUAAUUGGUUCAUCGAUUACCUUAUUCUUAAAGUUCUUGAAGAUGUUAAGGGACUUCUCAAAACCUAACGAUGCAUGGACGUUCUUCAUCGUUCCAGUGCCUAGUAACGUUCUUUCCUGUCAGUAGUCAUUUCAGUGCCGCAAGGAACCCGUUCUGGCCCACUGACCGGUAAUGCCUCCUUACUGUUGCCAAUAGCUAUAAGAAAAGGAGCCAUGCGGCCUUUAAGCAAAUGCAAAUUAUGCAAUGACCGCAUGAGAAUGCUACUUGGUGAAAUAUUUCAAGGGUAGAAUUGUCAUGGGAUUUCUUCUAGCUUCUUUUAUAGUAAGAAAGGGGUAAUUGUUUCCUUUUUCCAGGUGACUCUACGCCGCUUUUAUUAGUAUGGUGCAGUAUCAUCUUUAAUUUAUCAGUACACUAACACGCUACUGCGUGUUUUGGUACUUUAUCGAGCUUUUUCCCUCACCGAAUGUCAGUAAUCCUGCCCUACCUGGGUACAUCUACUCAGCCUUUCAGGAAGCACUAUGAGAUCAACAAGUGACGAGAUCAAGUCUACAGUCCAGAAAAGAGAAAAAAAGCCCUGUGAAAUUGAACUUUUAUGACGAUUCAUGAAUUGCUAUUCUAAAUUCUAAUAUGUACCGUUCACGGUUUUACACGGUAACAUGUACCAUUCACGGUUUUACACGGUGCAGCAAAAAGCCUUUUAGUUUGGCUUUAGUUAA
Nymphaea colorata (pocket water lily) is the source of this 5053-nucleotide messenger RNA. Its product is annotated as pentatricopeptide repeat-containing protein At3g24000, mitochondrial. Gene Ontology annotation, molecular function: RNA binding; protein binding; zinc ion binding. The record is from RefSeq and is a predicted model, not a curated record. The transcript is spliced from 4 exons. Lineage: Eukaryota; Viridiplantae; Streptophyta; Magnoliopsida; Nymphaeales; Nymphaeaceae. Gene Ontology annotation, biological process: RNA modification. Bases 265 to 3222 code for a protein of 985 amino acids.